GCCAGUCUUUGCCAUGAGGAAGUAGCUGGAGAACGUUAUCCAGAGCAAGUGUGCUGCAGCUAUGGCUGGAAACAGGAACGUAAACAUUGUUAUCGUAGGCAGUGGGAUAGCGGGGAUCGCUGCGUGUCACAGGCUGGUUAAUUCUGGGUUCACUAAUGUCCACAUACUUGAAGCAACUGAAAGAAGUGGAGGACGAAUUAAAACUGGCAGAUUUGGUGAUAAAGUCAUUGAGAUUGGUGCAAACUGGAUCCAUGGACCCUCUGAGGAAAACCCGGUUUUUUGUCUGGCCCGUCAUUAUGGGCUCUUGGACCCAGAGGCUCUGACCCAAGAAAACCAGGCCUUCGACCUGGGAGGAGAAACACCCUGGAUUACCAACAUCUUCAGCAGCUCAGGUCGGAAGCUGAGUGAGAAGGACAUCUAUCCAGCUCUGGAGAUGUUUACCGUGCUGCUGAAUGAAAGUUCACAGUUUCAGAAUCAAAUGGGAGAACCCUAUACCAGUGUGGGAGACUUCAUACGCUCAGAGGUGAGAAAACGAUGUGUGGAGAAGUGGAAAGACAUCGACUCAGCCACCAGAUCCUUUCAGCUGUGUGUGAUCAGUGGCAUGCUGAAAAGAGAAUGCUGUGUUAAUGGCUCACACAGCUUAGAUGAGGUUGGUCUGGGGGCCUUUGGCCAAUACAAGACCUUUCCUGGAUUGGACUGUACAUUCCCAGGUGGCUAUGAAGGUCUGAUUGCAAACUUGAUGUCAGAGCUCCCUGAUGAUAUAGUAAAGUACAAUCGACCUGUGCGGAGUGUCUACUGGAGCAACAACGAGAAACAAAGCUCAGUAAUGGUGGAGUGUGAGGACGGGGAGAGGAUCAACGCAGAUCAUGUUAUCGUAACAGUGCCUUUAGGAUACUUAAAGAGACACCAUUCACGUCUGUUCCACCCUCCUCUCCCUCUUCACAAGCUGCACUCCAUCCAGAGGCUCGGCUUUGGAACCAACAACAAAAUAUUUGUGGAGUUCAACGAGCCGUGGUGGGAUGCUGACUGUGAUGUCAUUCAGCUGGUGUGGGAGGAUGAGGAUGCGUUGGUGGAUCAGGUCUCAGAUGUGAAGAGUUCUUGGAUAAAGAAGCUGUUUGGUUUCACUGUCCUCAAACCCACUGAAAGGUAUGGUCAUCUUCUCUGUGGGUGGAUCGCAGGGCAUGAGUCUGAGUACAUGGAGACACUACCUGAGCAGGAGGUCACAGAUGUUGUCACACAACUUGUCCGCAGAUUCACAGGGAAUCCUUCCAUCACUCCACGGAGGAUCCAGCGCUCCCAAUGGUUCCACAACCCCUGGACAAAUGGAUCUUACAGCUACUUGGCAACGGGCUGCUCACAGCAGGAUCUGGAGAACAUGAUGGAGCCUCUGCCAUCCAAUGCAUCGAAAGCCAGACCCCUGCAGGUGUUGUUUGCUGGAGAAGCCACUCAUCUCUGCUACUUUUCCACCGUCCAUGGAGCGCUUCUCACUGGCUGGAGAGAAGCUGACAGACUCAUCUCCCACUACUCCUCCACUAAUCCCUCCAGGCGCCGAAUGGCAAAGCUUUAAAAGAGCCACACGAUUGCUAAAAUAAAAAGAUACUGCAAAUGUAUGCAAUUUAAGGCUUACUUCUAUGAAAAAAUAUUAUACAUAAAUUACAAAACAUGGGGUUUUGUAGAUAAUUUAGACUCUAAUUCAUUUAAAAUUGGUUACUUAAAAUUUGAAAAAGCUUGAAUGAGCUAAUGGCUUGUAUAGUAGAAGAUGUAUCAAUCCAGAGCUUUAAAGAUGCCACUUACAUACAGGUAAAUUUUAAUAUUAUUGAAAAGUUGAUGUUUUUCAGUAACUGUUCACUAAGUGAAACACACUAUAUUGCUUAAUUGCCUACCAACUAAUGUUUUCAAGUAGUUGUGAUGAUUUUCCACUUAAUGAAAGGGAUAUAAUUAUAAGAUUAUAAUAAUUAAUUGGACCAAUAAAAACAUUUUUAAUACACAAAUGUGGGUUUUAUGAAAAGUGUGUCUACUAUCUGCUUAAAGGUUAUUUUUUUAAAGUUUUAAUCUGAGAAAUGAGCCUCAUGGGAACACAUAUUCCAAUUAACUGAAAUGUUCCUCUACACUUAUAGCCAUAUGGACCUUUUUGUAAAUUUUUAAUAAGAGUACAUGUGCCAUAUUAAUUAUGAACUACUUUUUAAAAAAUGCAUAUUAAUUUCUAAAUAAUUUUCUUGUCACUGUAUCAAUCAAAUUGCUAUUUAUGAAUUAAUUAACUGUGAAUCAAUUUUAUAUUUGUCAUAUUUUAUAUGAAGUACUGUAUGGCUUAAAAGCUGAAGUUGCCAAAUCCAUACUGUAACAAAAGGUUUGAUUAUCUGUCACUUGUAUUGUCAUUAUUAUUAAAAAUUAGUGUGAUUUAUUUAGCAUAUCAAUAAUCUUACCCUUCCACAAGAAAAUAUAAAUUUCUAACACA
Messenger RNA from Xiphophorus maculatus (southern platyfish), 2455 nucleotides. RefSeq names its product polyamine oxidase (gene paox). Gene Ontology annotation, molecular function: polyamine oxidase activity. The transcript has 10 exons. The record is from RefSeq and is a predicted model, not a curated record. Bases 62 to 1567 code for a protein of 501 amino acids. NCBI's taxonomy places the organism in Eukaryota, Metazoa, Chordata, Actinopteri, Cyprinodontiformes, Poeciliidae.